GGUAGCAGUACCAAGCCACCAUGUUUUGUUGGAGAGCACUACGAUUUUUGGAAAAUCCGUAUGCAAGCAUAUCUCGAAGCACAAGGAGAUGACAUAUGGGAUGCCGUUGAAAAUGGUCCUCAUAUUCCAAAAACUGUCAUCAAUAACAAAGAAGAAAUAAAAAUAAAAAAUUCUUGGACGGAUGAGGAUAAGAGAAAAGUGCUUUUCGAUAAAAAGGCUAAGAACAUAUUACAAUCUGCACUAGGAAUGGAUGAGUUUUUCCGCAUAUCUCACUGUAAAACAGCAAAAGAAAUAUGGGAUACGUUGGAAGUAACUCACGAAGGCACCAUUGAAGUAAAAAGAUCCAAACUCAACACACUAUCACAAGAAUAUGAGUUAUUUCGCAUGCAGCCCGGAGAAUCUAUUUUAGAUUUACAGAAAAGGUUCUCCCAUUUAACCAAUCAUUUGACAGCACUUGGAAAAAUCUUCACAAAUGAUGAACUAAAUCUAAAAGUACUAAGGUCAUUGACAAGGGCAUGGCAACCAAAAGUUACAAUGUGGUACUUGGAUAGUGGCUGCUCUAAACACAUGACGGGUGAUAUAACAAAAUUUUCAGCUUUAACACUUGAGUCAAAGGGACAUGUAGUAUAUGGAGACAACAACAAAGGAAAAAUUUUAGGCAUUGGAAAAGUUGGUACAGCACCAUCUCCCUCAAUUGAAGAUGUCUUAUAUGUUGAAGGUCUAAAACAUAAUCUCAUAAGCAUCAGCCAGCUUUGUGACAAAGGAUACAAGAUAGUUUUUAAUAAAGAUGAGUGCGUCAUCCAAAAUGAAGCUACAAAUGAAACUCAGUUUGUUGGUAAGCGUUUCAAAAACAUUUUCAUACUUAAUUUUGAAGAUUUAUCCUUGAAAAUGAAAUGUCUUUUGGUAAGCGACAAUAAUGAUGCUUGGCUAUGGCAUAAGAGAUUUGCUCAUAUUCACAUGGAUCAUUUAAACAAAUUGGUCAAGCAUGAUCUUGUUGUAGGCUUACCAAAAAUAAAAUUUAUAAAGGAUAAAUUAUGUGACGCUUGUCAAAAGGGCAAACAAACAAAAAGUUCUUUCAAACCUAAAAAUGUUAUUUCAACUUCUAGACCGCUACAAUUGAUACAUAUGGAUUUGUUUGGUCCAUCAAGAACCAAAAGUCUUGGUGGAAACUCAUAUGGACUAGUUAUUGUUGAUGAUUACUCAAGGUUCACUUGGACCUUAUUUUUGGCAAAUAAAAAUGAAGCUUUUAAGGCAUUUAAAAACUAUGCCAAGCUAGUCCAAAAUGAACAAUCUGCCAAAAUUGUAUCAAUUAGAAGUGAUCAUGGAAGGGAAUUUCAAAAUACUUCAUUUGAAGAAUUUUGUGAAGAAAAUGGUAUUUUUCACAAUUUUUCUGCACCAAGAACACCACAACAAAAUGGGGUCGUUGAGAGAAAGAAUAGAUCCUUAAUAGAGCUUGCUAGAACUAUGCUAAGCGACUCAAAUCUACCAAAAUACUUUUGGGCAGAUGCUGUAAACACAGCAUGCUAUGUUUCCAACCGGGUAAUUAUUAGGCCAAUUCUUAAGAAAACUCCAUAUGAACUUUACAAAGGUAGAAAACCCAAUAUCUCUCACUUUCACAUUUUUGGAUGUAAAUGUUUUGUGUUAAAUAAUGGUAAAGACAACCUUGGAAAAUUUGAUGAAAAAGCUGAUGAAGGUAUAUUUCUCGGUUACUCUUUAUCUAGUAAAGCAUUUAGAGUCUUUAAUAAAAGAACCUUAUUAGUUGAAGAAUCAAUGCAUGUAACCUUUGAUGCCAUACGUCUACUAUUAGCAUAUGCUUGCUCCAUGAAUUUUGAGUUAUAUCAAAUGGACGUGAAAAGUGCAUUUCUCAAUGGGUACAUAAAUGAAGAAGUUUAUGUCAAGCAGCCCCCUGGAUUUGAAGAUUCCAAAAAUCCCUCACACGUUUACAAAUUGAAAAAGGCUCUUUAUGGUCUAAAACAAGCUCCAAGAGCUUGGUAUGACAGAUUAAGCACCUUUUUAUGUGAACGAGGAUUUGACAAAGGAGAAGUUGAUAAAACGUUAUUUGUCAAAAGAGAAAAUGGUCACACAUUAUUGGUUCAAAUUUAUGUUGAUGAUAUAAUAUUUGGAUCAACCAACAAGGACAUAUGUGAAGAAUUCUCUUCAAUAAUGCAAGGAGAAUUCGAAAUGUCCAUGAUGGGAAAAUUAAACUAUUUUCUUGGACUUCAUAUCAAGCAACUUGAGCACGGCAUCUUCAUCAAUCAAGCCAAAUAUUGUAAAGAAUUACUAAAGAAAUUUGAAAUGGAGAAUUGCAAAGAAAGUACAACUCCAAUGGGCUCCGGAACAUAUGUUGAUAAAGAUGCAUCAGGAAUUUCCAUCGACAUAUCCAAAUAUCGAGGUAUGAUUGGAUCAUUAUUAUAUCUAACGGCCAGCCGGCCAGAUAUCAUGUUUAGUGUUUGUUUGUGUGCAAGAUUUCAGGCAGAUCCGAAAGAAUCACAUCUAGUAGCUGUUAAAAGAAUUAUGAAGUAUCUGAAAGGAACAACAAAUGUAGGCCUAUGGUAUCCUAAGGGUAGCAUAUGUAGCCUAGUAGGAUACUCUGAUUCGGAUUAUGCGGGAUGCAAAACAGACCGUAAAAGCACCAGUGGCACAUGUCAUGUCUUAGGAAAUGCCCUUGUUUCAUGGUCUUGUAAAAAGCAAGCUUGUGUUGCACUUAGUACUGCUGAAGCUGAAUAUAUUGCAGCAGGAAGCUGUUGUGCCCAGAUUCUCUGGCUCAAACAGCAAUUACAUGACUAUGGAGUUGAUCUCGGAUGCAUUCCCUUAAGAUGUGAUAACACAAGCGCAAUAAACAUCUCAAAGAAUCCAAUCAUGCACUCCAGAACUAAACACAUCGAUAUCCGACAUCAUUUUCUACGGGAUCAUGUACUUAAAGGUAAUGUUGAGGUAACAUUUGUUGAUACACACAAUCAAUUGGCUGAUAUAUUUACAAAACCAUUACCUAAAGACUCAUUUUAUAAAAUCCGAAGA
Messenger RNA from Cicer arietinum (chickpea), 3018 nucleotides. The record is from RefSeq and is a predicted model, not a curated record. NCBI's taxonomy places the organism in Eukaryota, Viridiplantae, Streptophyta, Magnoliopsida, Fabales, Fabaceae.